CUUUAUUAAAUGGAUAAAAAAAUACUGGGUGUGCUGAAACCGGUUCGUCGACGGCUCCAAGGGGCAUCCGAUGACGCCUAUUGCGUCAGAGUGAACUUUGUUCAUCCUGUUUCUACAUCUUUUGAGGCAUCACAAAAGAGACGAAGCGUCGGGCUUCGUUUUAGAAUAUGUAGACCACAAUACACUACAACACACCACUGGAAAAAAAACUUAGUGAUUGCAUCUCACCUCGUCUGCACACUAAUAACUUUCAGCCAUGGCUUCACCACAGGACACAAACACGCAGGGCGACUCAACCCCUCCCAACCCACAACAAUCAACACCUCCCGUCUCUCCCAAGCCUGAAAAGGAGCAGGAGCAGAAGCCAGAGCAGACGCCAGAGCAAACGCAGGAGCCGGAGCAAAAGCCAGCCAAAGACAAGCCCAAGUCCAAGGCUUCAUCCAAGAAACCCGAGCCCGAGAAAAAGACUGUAAACCAGGCCGAGGAGAGCGGCGACGAGUUCGAGGACGCCGAAGGCGAUCAGGACGAGGACGUCUUUGACGAAGACUACAUCUCUGGCGACGACGACGAGGAAGAGGAAGACGACGAGCCCGUCACUCCCGAGCCCGAGCCCCCAAAACGGAGCGCAAAGAGUGCGAAGAACGCAAAGCCCACAAAGCCCGCAAAGCCUACAAAGACCACCACCAAGGCGCAGGAUGUCCGCCGCAGGCGCCCGGCUUGGCUGGACGAAGAGGAAGAGUCCUCCGAAGAGGACUCGGACGAGGAGUCCAGUGAAGACGAGCAGCCCAUGACCAAGCGGCAGAUGCAGAUGCAGCGCCGGCAGAUGCAGCAACAGCAGCAGCAGAUGCAGCAGCAGCAACAACAGCAAAUGCAGCAGCAGCAAGGCGGCGGGGGCGGCAAAGAUCCACUCAAGCUGCGUCUUGACCUGAACCUAGAGAUAGAAAUUGAGCUCAAGGCAAGGAUCCAUGGUGAUCUGACCUUGGCUUUGCUUGACAUGGACUAGAGAGGGAUUGUAACUGGCGCGGAUGUGUUGGGCAUGUCGAGAAAUGGUUUGGGAGUUUGGCUCUGGACGUUUAGUUUCUUUGUUCCUUUGUAGGAGUAACAAGAGUUUGUUUGCACCCAGUCUGUUGAAUGUGACGUCUGAAGUCGAAAUUGUGUGAGAUUAAUUAAUGUAUUGGAAAUAAAG
Molecule: messenger RNA, 1186 nt
Organism: Ilyonectria robusta
Lineage: Eukaryota; Fungi; Ascomycota; Sordariomycetes; Hypocreales; Nectriaceae
Exons: 3
Coding region: 257-1003 (248 amino acids)
Source: RefSeq, a predicted model, not a curated record